Molecule: messenger RNA, 1542 nt
Organism: Stegodyphus dumicola
Lineage: Eukaryota; Metazoa; Arthropoda; Arachnida; Araneae; Eresidae
Product: cytochrome P450 3A21-like
Molecular function (GO): steroid hydroxylase activity; iron ion binding; heme binding
Source: RefSeq, a predicted model, not a curated record
CCAGUUUUUGAUAUUGGGCGUUCGAGCACAGACUAUAAUACAAAAUCUUUGACUGGUCUCAAAGGCAAAAGAUGGAAAGAUAUUCGUAGCAUUAUAACUCCAACAUUUACAACUUCGAAAUUAAAAAUGAUGUAUCCCAUAAUCAGCCAAGCUGUUGAUGAAUUCGUAGAAACAGUAGAAAAAAAGUGUGAAGAAGGGAAGCCUUUUAAUAUUUAUAAAUUAUACCAAAAUCUCACAAUGGAUGUAAUUGCAAGGACGUCUCUUGGCGUGCAUACAAAUGCUCAAAAAGACGAAAAUGAACCUUACCUGAGACACUCUAGAGCUGCAUUUUCUUUAGAAAUGGGCUACUUUCUCCUGUUUGCUUUUUCUUUUCCAGAAAUAAGUGGGUUUUUCUCUUUUUUGAGACGCAUGUUAUUACGCUUACGCAAUAAAGGACAAGACCCGCGCAGACAGUUGCUACAAAAUACAAAAGAAGUUAUUCUUUCAAGAAAGACUGAUCCAAAGAAAGAAAGAAAGGAUUUGCUUCAAUUAAUGAUUAAUGCUCAAGCAUCAAAAGAAAAUAUAAGUGACAGUCUUUUAACUGCUGGAGAAAAUGAUGAACAAGUCCAAAAUGAUAACCUAUUGCAAAAAGAUCAGAAAAAUAUGCGUAAAAUGACUGACGAAGAAAUCGCUCAUAAUGCUGUCAUAUUUCUUUUAGCUGGUUAUGAAACUACAAGUGCAGCUCUAGCGUUUAUUACACAUUUGUUGGUGCGUCAUCCAGAAGUCCAAGAUAGAGUUAGAGAAGAAAUCAACCAGUAUUUGAAUUCAGAUAAAGAAGCUUUGAGCUAUGAAAUAGUUCAAAAAUUACAGUAUCUUGAUGCUGUGAUAUGCGAAGGAUUAAGACUUUAUCCACCUGUUUUCAACUUUGUAACUCGUACACCACUGGAAGAUACCCAGUAUGACAGUAUUAGAAUUCCGAAGAACAUGUCCGUUCAGAUUCCCAUCUAUGCUCUACACUAUGAUUCUACAUACUGGAGUGCCCCUGAAAAAUUUGAUCCUGAAAGGUUUUUAUCAGAAAAUAAGAGAAAUGUCAAGACGGCUAUCUAUCAGCCUUUUGGAGCUGGUCCAAGAAAUUGCGUUGGCCUGCGGUUUGCUCAGAUGGAGAUGAAAAUAGCACUUGUAAAGCUUCUUCAAAAUUUCAAGUUUGCACCUUACGGUGGAAGCACUAAAACAGACUUGGAAAUAACAACAGCAAUAAGUACUAUGCGCCCAAAGAAAGGGGUUUUCCUUUAUGCCCAGAAAUGGGCAUAAACAUUUCAAGAAAAGUAUUUUAAGAAGAUUAAGAUGGAUAAAGCUCUUGUCAGUACCACAUCCUUUUACCAGAACUUGUAUCCUUGUACUUCCUUCUACCAGAUAUGUUCAGUGGACCUGAUAACAAUAUUUAACGCAAAGAGUUUUUUAUUGAAAAUAACGAAAAGAUACUGUGAUUUCCUGAUUUUUUCUGUGAUGUUCUGUAUUUAAGUGAAAUUUAUCAUUAAAAAUCUGUGAAGUUUUCUGAACGCU